Leptosia nina is the source of this 795-nucleotide messenger RNA. Lineage: Eukaryota; Metazoa; Arthropoda; Insecta; Lepidoptera; Pieridae. The record is from the annotation of a GenBank genome assembly.
AUGCCACUCCUACGAAAGACAAUACUUCUUUUAUUUAUUGUAUCGGUGUUCUCGCAUAAAUCUUUCUAUAGAACCCUUAACGAUGGAAACAAAAUUCCUUCUAUUGCUAUGGGAACCUUCAGUUUAAAAAAUCCAAAGCAGUCAGUGCUUAUGGCAGUGAAAGCAGGUUUUAGACAUAUCGAUACAGCGAAAUUCUAUCGAAACGAAUAUCAAGUUGGGCAGGCGAUACACGAACUAAUUGAGACUGGAGUGGUUACCAGAGACGAGUUGUUCAUCACUGGAAAGCUUGAAAACGAAGAGCAUGACAGAAAACAGGUAAAACCGGGGCUCGAGGGAACGUUGAAGAGACUAGGCCUGAAAUAUAUAGACCUCUAUCUCAUCCAUUCUCCAAUGGCAACAGGGGUCAAUCAAAAUUAUCCCAAUCUUGGUUUACUCUCCUACUGCUUGGAGCAUAACAUCCAGGUUAUGGCGUAUGCUCCAUUCGGUUUCAUGGUCCCACGGUUUGUUAGUUAUAGACCUAUCAGGCCAAAGAUUGACGAUCCAUACUUGACUAAAUUAGGCGAAAAAUAUGGAAAGGAUACCACUCAAAUUGUUCUGCGAUAUCUGAUCGACCGCAACACCAUACCAAUUCCUCGGUCCGACAAUCACACGCACAUAACAAGCAACAUCGACGUGUUUGACUUUAGUCUGACACAGAAUGAAAUCCUGAACAUCAACGAAUUUAAUAUUGACACCAAAGUAUAUGUUUUGGGCGCUUUGAAAGACCAUCGUUAUUACAGUUUUAAUACAUGUUAA